AUGUUUGUUAUGUUUACAGUCAGACUUGACUGCAGUGUACAAAGGAAGAAAAGCUUGAUUAAGAAGAACAAUGGAGACAUGGCUAUCUACGUACCAACAUGUUCGCCAACGGAUUCUGUAAACUACCUUGCCGUACAGUGUCUCGAGGUACCUAGGUACUGUUGGUGCGUUCACCCAGCGACUGGAGAGCCUAUUCCAGGUACAUCCAUGUUAGAGGCUAAACCACAAUGUGCUGAAGAAGAGCCGAAACCGAAAACGAAACAAAACCGAUGCUCGGAGAAAAGAAGGGUGCGGUUUCUACGCCGACUACUGUCUUCCAUCAAGACUGAAAUGAUUAUGGCAGGUACUCCAACAUCGAUUCUUGACUUUGGCUAG
Molecule: messenger RNA, 375 nt
Organism: Haemonchus placei
Lineage: Eukaryota; Metazoa; Nematoda; Chromadorea; Rhabditida; Trichostrongylidae
Source: the annotation of a GenBank genome assembly